This is a messenger RNA of Prorocentrum cordatum, 705 nucleotides long. The record is from the annotation of a GenBank genome assembly. Lineage: Eukaryota; Dinophyceae; Prorocentrales; Prorocentraceae.
AUGUACUCUUUGUACAGGUCCUUCAACUGGGUGACGGGCUUCAAGCCGGUGAACACGCCGGUCAAGGCCGUCGAGUGGAGGCUCAUUGUGCUGGAGAGUUUCGCGGGGGUGCCAGGCUUCAUGGCGGCGAUGUUCCGCCAUUUCCGCUCCCUGCGCACCCUGAAGCGCGACCACGGCUGGAUUCACACGUUGCUGGAGGAGGCCGAGAACGAGCGGAUGCACCUGCUGGUGUGCAUGAAAAUGUUCAAGGCGGGUCUCGUGACGCGGCUGCUCGUGAUGAGCGCUCAGGUUUUCAUGACACCUUUCUUGGCGGCUGUCUACAUUGUGCAUCCCCGCACUGUUCACCGCUUCGUUGGCUACCUCGAGGAGACGGCGUGCCUGACCUACGCCAACAUUAUCGACCAGGUGCAGACUCCAGGGACGCCCCUGCACGAGGCCUGGUCAGGCUUGCCCGCGCCGGCCUUGGCGAGGGCUUACUGGAAGCUGCCAGAGGAGGCCAUGUGGGUCGACGCCCUGAAGUGCAUGUUCGCGGAUGAGACCAACCACCGAGACGUGAACCACACCUUUGCGACCAUGGCCUCGGACGACCCGAACCCCUUCGUGACCAAGCACCAGGGCGACGCCGCCCACGCCUGGCGUCUGGAGGCGGAAGGGGGCACGACGGACAUCGGCUGCCACAAGACCCUGGGCAAGAAGACGCAGUAG